Messenger RNA from Caenorhabditis briggsae, 1143 nucleotides. Gene Ontology annotation, cellular component: Smc5-Smc6 complex; nucleus. The coding region runs from base 1 to 1143 and encodes 380 amino acids. The transcript has 5 exons. Gene Ontology annotation, biological process: double-strand break repair via homologous recombination; DNA damage tolerance. Lineage: Eukaryota; Metazoa; Nematoda; Chromadorea; Rhabditida; Rhabditidae. Gene Ontology annotation, molecular function: ubiquitin-protein transferase activity. The record is from RefSeq and is a predicted model, not a curated record.
AUGGACCUUUCCGACGACGAGCCAGGUAAUUUAACUGAUGAUCCGACGCCUCAUGAUGAUUUCGACUUGCACUCCGUUCUCGCAAAUCUCUCUACCGAGGCUCCAUCAUUCGAAAAAUUUCUCAAAGCAUCAACAAAGUUCCAUGAUAGUCACCGUUAUCUAAUCAAUCAAUUCCUAUUGGAGCCAACGAUGAUGAGGAAGAAAAUGAACUUGCUAUUUGCGAAACACAUCUCAACUGUUGCUUGGGGUUUGCAUCCGGAAGCUUUCAUGCGUACUCAAAUCACUCCAGAACAGUCGGGAGAGCUAUCCAGAUCGCUGGUGAAGACUAUGAAUACAACUGAUGGAGCAGUGAAAAAGGACUUCCGUCCAUGGCGAUUUGUGAUUUCUACAGACGAAAAGUCGCCGACCGAGUAUGUGACUAUGACUGGAUGCACCAGAAAUUCUUCAAUUAUCAGUGAAGCCAGCAGUUUGACAAAAUCAGAACGCGCUCUAUUCCUGGCGAUCCUUGAAGAGAUGAUGUGUGAAGAUGGAACUUGUAAAAUGUCAUGGAUUCAUUCAAUCAUCCAGAAAGAGCCUCAUAAGAUCACUGGUCCAAAAUGUGACGAAUUCAUGACUCGAAUGGCCAGACAGAAGUAUAUUACACUUUUCGAUUCGGAUAUUGUAGAGAUCGCCCCGAGAACCAUCGUUGAGUUGGAGCCCUGGCUUCGUGCAACGAUGCCAGGAAGCCUUAAAAUAUGUGAAUUCUGUAGAAGAAUAAUUUCAAGACCCAUCUACACUGCGGAAUGCGGAAAAUGUCACUCGCUUUCUCAUUUCAAUUGCUUCAAAAAUGCCACCAUCCUAUCCAAACAGGACCGCAUGGAAUGCAGUAAAUGUAACGAAACCCUCACACUGGACGAGGUUAAUGACCAAAUUGUGAUCAAACGAACGAGUGGAGUGGCUCGUGUCCCAAUUCUGAAUUUCCGACAAUCCACAUCGACACGAGCGGCAUCGGUCGAUAGUACAGAUGAUGACGAUGUGGUUGCGAAAAUUGAAGUGGAUUCAGAUGAUGAGCCUGGUCCCUCGAGAAAGGCUCCGAAGGCGAAAAAACCACAGGCCAGGCCCUCAAAACGGGCAAUUAUCUCGAGUGACAGUGACUCGAAUUGA